This is a messenger RNA of Lycium ferocissimum, 2650 nucleotides long. RefSeq names its product chloride channel protein CLC-a-like. The record is from RefSeq and is a predicted model, not a curated record. Bases 271 to 2574 code for a protein of 767 amino acids. Gene Ontology annotation, molecular function: voltage-gated chloride channel activity; nitrate:proton symporter activity. Gene Ontology annotation, cellular component: intracellular membrane-bounded organelle; plant-type vacuole membrane. The transcript is spliced from 7 exons. Gene Ontology annotation, biological process: chloride transport; transmembrane transport. NCBI's taxonomy places the organism in Eukaryota, Viridiplantae, Streptophyta, Magnoliopsida, Solanales, Solanaceae.
GCCGCAUAUGCAUUAAGCGUUUAAUAAAACAACACAAUUAUAGUCUACAAUCAACAUCAAUAAAAUAGUAAUUCUCUUUUCUCACCAGAAGCAGACAUACAAGGAUAUGAAUCACGUUUUCCUCCCUCUCUGAUUUUGACUUCCAAAAAGACAGAAAUAAUUGCAUCCAUUCUUCUUCUUCUUUUCCUCUGCUUCAAUAUCUGAAUUAGCAACUAUAGUGGAGUAUAUAUCUAGACAAGCUUCACUUCUGGUUUUUCUUUAAUUUUUUUAAUGGAGGAGCCAAAUCGAUUUGCGACUAUAAAUGAAGAAGAAAGAGACACAGAGAGCAAUUACUCCCAGCAUCAGCCUCUGCUCAAGAGAAAUCGAACAUUGUCGUCCACUCCAAUUGCCAUUGUGGGAGCUAAGGUCUCCCACAUCGAAAGUUUGGAUUAUGAGGUCAACGAGAAUGAUAUAUUCAAGCAUGACUGGAGAAGAAGAUCCAGAGCGCAAGCAUUACAGUAUGUCUUCUUCAAAUGGACACUGGCAUUCCUGGUCGGGCUUCUUACAGGAGGUGUGGCCACCCUCAUCGGUCUCUCAACCGAAAAUAUUGCUGGUUACAAACUUCGGGCUGUAGUGAACUAUAUUGACGAAAAAAGGUACCUUAUGGGAUUUGCAUAUUUUGCGGGUGCUAACUUUCUGCUGACAUUGGUAGCUGCCUUUCUCACUGUUUAUUUUGCACCUACCGCUGCUGGGCCUGGAGUUCCGGAAAUCAAAGCCUAUCUCAAUGGUGUAGACACUCCCAAUAUGUUUGGAGCAACCACACUCUUCGUCAAGAUCAUUGGAAGCAUUGGAGCAGUUUCAGCAGGCUUAGAUCUUGGGAAAGAAGGGCCAUUAAUUCACAUUGGCACUUGCAUUGCUUCUUUGUUAGGUCAAGGUGGAUCAGACAAUUUUCGACUAAGUUGGCAUUGGCUCCGUUACUUCAACAAUGAUAGGGACAAGCGAGAUCUCAUUACAUACGGUUCAUCAUCAGGUGUCUGUGCUGCUUUCCGUGCUCCAAUAGGUGGCGUAUUAUUUGCUUUAGAGGAAGUUGCAACGUGGUGGAGAAGCGCCCUCCUCUGGAGAACAUUCUUUAGCACUGCUGUUGUGGUUGUAGUACUAAGAGCCUUUAUGGAAUACUGCAAAUCUGGUAGCUGUGGACUUUUUGGUAGAGGAGGACUUAUCAUGUUUGAUGUGAGUGGUGUAAUUGUUAGGUACCAUGGUGUGGACAUCAUCCCAGUUGUUAUUAUUGGAGUCAUUGGCGGUCUCCUUGGUAGCCUCUACAAUCAUGUCCUCCACAAGGUCCUCAGGCUCUAUAAUCUCAUUAACGAGAAGGGAAAAUUACAUAAGCUGUUUCUUGCUCUAAGUGUUUCCCUCUUCACCUCCAUUUGCAUGUAUGGACUUCCUUUUCUUGCUAAAUGCAAGCCUUGUGAUUCAUCCCUAUCAGUGUCUUGUCCUGCUACUGGAGGGACAGGAAACUUCAAACAAUUCAACUGUCCAAAUGGCUAUUACAAUGAUCUGGCCACUCUUCUCCUUACAACAAACGAGGACGCGGUCAGAAACAUUUUCUCCCUAAACACUGCCACUGAAUUCCAAGUAAUGUCACUUCUCAUCUUCUUUGUAUUGUAUUGCAUCUUGGGAGUUGUUACUUUUGGAAUUGCAGUGCCCUCUGGUCUCUUCCUUCCAAUCAUCCUCAUGGGUUCAGGUUAUGGUCGCUUGCUUGGCAUUGCCAUGAGACCUUACACAAAAAUUGAUCAAGGGUUGUAUGCUGUUCUUGGAGCAGCUUCCCUUAUGGCUGGUUCGAUGAGAAUGACUGUUUCUGUUUGUGUCAUAUUUCUUGAGCUAACAAACAACCUCCUCCUUCUACCAAUCACAAUGCUAGUCCUUCUAAUUGCUAAAAGUGUAGGAGACUGCUUUAACCCAAGUAUCUAUGAAAUAAUUUUGGAACUAAAAGGUCUACCUUUCUUGGAAGCACAUCCUGAGCCAUGGAUGAGGAAUAUCACAGUUGGUGAACUUGCUGAUGUAAAGCCACCAGUAGUUACACUUCAGGGAAUUGAGAAAGUGAGACGAAUCGUAGAGGUUUUAAAAAACACCACACACAAUGGAUUCCCUGUUGUAGGUGGAGAGAUACCUGAAUUGCAUGGACUUGUCUUAAGGACUCACCUUCUUUUGGUGCUAAAAAAGAAGUGGUUCUUGAAUGAGAGAAGGAGAACAGAGGAUUGGGAAGUAGAGGAGAAAUUCACAUGGAUUGAUCUAGCAGAAAGGUGGGGUAAAAUUGAAGAUUUUACGGUUACAAAGGAUGAAAUGGAGAUGUAUGUUGAUUUGCAUCCCUUGAUCAACACAACCCCUCAUACCGUGGCGGAAAGCAUGUCAGUAGCAAAGGUAUUAGUGGCUUUCAGGCAAGUGGGGCUUCGACACAUGAUCAUCGUACCCAAAUACCAAGCAGCAGGGGUAUUUCCAGUGGUUGGAAUCUUAACCAGACAAGAUCUAAGGGCCUGCAACAUUUUGAGUGUCUUCCCACAUCUGGCAAAGUCUAAGAGUAGCAAAAAGGGGCACUGAACUUAUUCAUGGAGAAAAUAUGCUUGUCAUUCUUAUUGUAUAUUUUCUUCCAAUCAUCCCUUCUUUUCUUCCAGUA